Messenger RNA from Dibothriocephalus latus, 243 nucleotides. NCBI's taxonomy places the organism in Eukaryota, Metazoa, Platyhelminthes, Cestoda, Diphyllobothriidea, Diphyllobothriidae. The record is from the annotation of a GenBank genome assembly.
GUGAACGAUCUGGACCUCAUCUGCCGAGCUCAUCAGCUCGUCAUGGAGGGUCGAAGGUGGCACUUCAACAAGUCUGUCCUCACAGUCUGGUCGGCGCCAAACUACUGCUACCGGUGUGGCAACGUGGCUGCCAUAUUCAAACUGGACGAGAACCUAACCCAGGACUUUGCUAUUUUCGAGGCAGCUCCUCAGGAUAAUCAACACUUCCCGUCCCGGAAACCCAUACCAGACUACUUCCUAUAA